CGGAAGGCGCUGCCCGCAUGGCCGCGGGGGGCGGCGGCGGCGGCAGGAAUGUGCCCGUGGGCACCGCCGAGCGCGGCCCCCACGACGGCAUGAGGCGCGAUGGAGACCCGUACUGGUCCAGGCCCGAGUCCCGUGUGUGGACGGUGAUGCUGCUGCUGGGGACGUGCCUGCUGUACUGUGCCCGUGUCACCGUGCCCAUCUGCGCCGUCGCCCUCAGCUCCUACUUCGACUGGGACAAGAAGGAGUCCGGCGUCGUGCUCAGCAGCUUCUUCUGGGGCUACUGCUUGACACAGAUCAUCGGAGGGCACAUCAGUGAUCAAAUAGGAGGUGAGAAAGUCCUCCUCCUCUCAGCAUCAGCCUGGGGGUUCCUCACAGUCCUCACCCCGAUGCUGACCCACAUCACUUCUGCCCAUCUCGUUUUUAUGACCUCCUCCCGCUUCCUCAUGGGGUUGCUGCAAGGGGUGUAUUUCCCAUCCUUGGCCAGCCUGCUGUCCCAGAGGGUCCGGGAGAGCGAGCGAGCCUUCACCUACAGCACAGUGGGGACUGGCUCGCAGUUUGGGACACUGGUGAUUGGUGGUGCAGGAUCCCUCCUCCUGGACUGGUAUGGCUGGGAAAGUGUUUUCUACUUCUCCGGUUUGCUCACUUUGCUCUGGGUUUACUGCACCUGCAAGUACCUUCUGAGUGAGAAAGAACUCAUCAUCCCCAUAGACUAUUUAACGAGAGGCCUCUCGAUACCCAAGCAGACCAAAGUCCCCUGGAAGCAGCUGUUUAGGAAGGCACCGAUAUGGGCUGUCAUCAUCGCUCAGCUCUCCACAGCCAGCACGUUCUUCACUCUCCUCUCCUGGCUGCCAACUUUCUUUAAGGAAACUUUUCCCGAGUCAAAGGGUUGGGUGUUUAAUGUAGUCCCCUGGCUGGUUGCAAUUCCAGCAAGCUUAUUCAGUGGAUUUCUGUCUGAUCAUUUAAUCAGUCAAGGGUACAGAACCAUCACCAUUCGUAAGUUCAUGCAGGUCAUUGGCUCUGGCGUCUCAAGCAUUUUUGCUCUGUGUCUGGGCCAGACCUCCAGUUUUUGCAAAGCAAUAGUGUUUGCCUCUGCCUCUGUUGGACUCCAGACCUUCAACCACAGUGGCAUUUCAGUAAAUGUGCAGGACCUGGCCCCCUCGUGUGCUGGCUUGCUGUUUGGGGUUGCAAACACAGGUGGAGCCCUCCUAGGUGUCAUUUGUGUGUACCUGGCUGGUUACCUGAUUGAAACGACUGGCUCCUGGAUUUCUGUUUUCAACCUGGUGGCUGCUGUUAACAGCGUUGGGCUCUGUGUGUUCCUCCUGUUUGGAGAGGCCCAGAGGGUGGACACAGACUCUGCGUACGUGGAUCUCUAGAGACGAGCCCAGCAAGCAGCCAAAGGACAGGAGAGUGUCACGUCUGUGUUGCUCAAGUGCCAAAGAACAGUUUCCUUUUUUUUUUUUUUUUUUUUUUUUUAGGUGUUUUAACGGGAAAAAAUACGUUGAAACCAAGUGCAUAGUGGGUCUGGAUGGAACCCACGACAGAAAAGAAAUUUAGAGUUUAUUUUUUGCUCAGGGCGUAGCUGGUGGCUUGCAGAGCCAUCCAGUUUCAACAUCUCCAGUGAGGAUAUGGUCUGUGGGACCAGUUUGUCCCAGUUUGUUUCUUGGGGGACAAAAAUCCAUGUGGCCAAAGGAGGUUACCUGAUCUGUCUCCCAAGGCUGCUGUGGUUUCAUGCCCUGCUGAGGGGGAGCUGCUUCUCUGUGCAGGAGCAGGUCCCCCCUGCUCUGCUGUCCUCUGUUCAUCCAUCUCUGGGCUGCUGUGCCACACCUGUCCUCUGAACUGCCUGACAGGGAUCAUCCCAACGAAUGUACCUCUGACCUUAACCCCCCUCCUGUGCCUUCGUUUUGCAGCCUGCUCGGUGGGUACCAGCCAGGUGCACAAGGGUUGUGAGGUGAAUUCCAGGCUUCCUACCAGGGAAUGUCUGGCUGGAUGUCUGCAGUGGAUCCAGGGGCUGUGUCAGUCCUGAUGGGAGGCUGCAGAGCAGAGCACUCCAAGGCAAGCCUCUCAUUGCUCCAGGACAGAGCUCAAGGUGUCCCUCCUCCCCCUGGGUGGCUUCACCCCAGCCCUGAGCCCAGGCAGAUCAGCUUCACCAUGAGAGCAGAGCUGAUCUGCCAUCCCCCAGGGUGAGGCUUAGCUGGGCUCACCUCGUGGUGCAGAAACAGCUGAGGAGUUCCCCAGGAGCUGCUUUGCCAGAUGCUGUGAAUGUAUGGGAAGAACCAGUCCCAUUGUGUGCUGUAGAUCUACACCCCUAAAUGUGUUCUGCUGGGAUAGAUGUGUCCUCCAUGUGCUCUCAAAGGGCCGAGGGAGACUUUCCAAAGAGCCUCAUAUGGGCAGGUUUUGUUCCUAUGUUGAGCAUAAACCAAACUUCUGCACUGGGGAUCCAUAGGGAUGUGGAUCCCUGAGGUUCCCCGUGCCAGAGGGGACACCUCGGCUGUGGACACCUCUGAGCCUGAAUGUCUUAAGUUAUUUAUAAAUAUUUUAAAAUGUAAGCACCAAAUUCUAUAUUUUAUGUACUUGAGGCCUGAUUCUGCAUGCUGAUUUUGAGUGGUACUCCCACCACAUCCCACACUGUUUCUCGAAGGGAGUAUCUACCAGCCUCCAGUAUUUAGUUUUGUUAGGAUCAAUUUUAAAUGUGACAUUUCAUAUCAUAGCAAUUCAUUGCUGUUCCUCUUGCCUCUUGCUUGAGGCUGAAAGGUUCUCUUUGAUUUCUCCAAUGUUUACCAGAAAAAUUCAUCUCAGACCAGGGAGCAGAUUUCCCAAGGACUUUGCAGUGCAGGAAAGCUGUAGGUUCAGGUUCCUUGUCCAUAGAAGAAUCCCAAUAAUCUCCUUCUUCACCUUUUGUUUUGGCCAGAUUUCUUCUUGGAAGACCUGUUGGAGCCAGGUUAAAUUUCUGACUAGGUGCAUUUGUAGUGGGAAUAGUGACAGCCUUUUGAUUGCAGAGACACCAGUGGGUAUCAUUAAACUGAGCUGAGCCACUUACUGGGCAUAUUAAGAUAUAAAGGUGCAACUGCUUGAUGUCUUCUCAAGAGAAUAAAAAAUCAAUGUGACCUGAUUGGGGACAGAGAGAUAAGAAAGUAAUUUUUUUCUCCUUCUGUGCUUUUUUUUUCUCUAAAAGGUUGUUUGCUGCCA
This is a messenger RNA of Myiozetetes cayanensis, 3186 nucleotides long. It is a transcript of the gene SLC17A9, whose product is annotated as solute carrier family 17 member 9. Bases 18 to 1373 code for a protein of 451 amino acids. The transcript has 13 exons. NCBI's taxonomy places the organism in Eukaryota, Metazoa, Chordata, Aves, Passeriformes, Tyrannidae. The record is from RefSeq and is a predicted model, not a curated record. Gene Ontology annotation, cellular component: membrane. Gene Ontology annotation, biological process: transmembrane transport. Gene Ontology annotation, molecular function: transmembrane transporter activity.